AUGAUGAUAGUGUUUGUGAUACUUAUCUACUUCAAUGGUCUCCUUGUUAGCUCUGAGGGUAACUACCUUCCCUUCCUGUAUCCUACUGACUAUCUAACAAUCAGCAAUAAUUCUUAUGCUAAUGUUUCAUUGCCAUCUACACUUAAAUUUGGAUCUUCUUGUUAUAACUAUGCUUAUAUUCAGACUAGAGGAUACAUCUCUCUUGAUGCUGGCUUUUAUAUUGAUGUAUAUUAUGACAGAAUAGAUUUAACUGGAAGAAGUGGUGAAAUACGUUACGCUCUUAUAACUCCAACAACAAAUCUUUCAUUGAGUAAUCAAGUCAAUGAUUACUUAUCUAAUUCAACUGGUAGUAGUGUAUCUGUUGAAUGGAUACUGUGGGCCUACUGGCAUAAUGUAUGCUCAAUUGAUAAUAUUUGUAACAAUACUGAGUCUAAUCAUUUUCAGGUUGUAUUAGCUCAUCAAAGUAAUGCCACAUAUGCUGUGUUUAUAUACAAGUGUGGACUCAUACGAUGGACAACUGGAGCUGGCAUUGGUAUUAUUUAUGACUUUGGUAGUCAUUAUCAUUCAUUAUCUAAUACUGAUAAUGUUACUGACAUAGACUGCUAUGAUGCAGUAUCAGGAUGGACUAAUAUUGUAUACAGACUAGAUCAAGUUAUAAAUAGGUUUGAAUUCCUAUCCAUUACACCUGACAGUAUUACAGUAUCAUGGGAACUUAGCAUUCCAGCUAUUAACAGUCCACUUAUUCUGCAUAUCACUGAUUCAAUUCAAAUAAUUAAUGAAACAAUUACUGUUACUGGACAUUAUGCAUAUAACUAUACUGAUGAGAUAAACCUUUGCAAUUUUUAUACUUUUAAACUGACUCUACCAAAAGCAAGAACCGACUGCACUGAAGACAUAAAAAUCAUAUCUACAGCUUUGACACCAAAACCUGACAAUGUAUCUGCAUUAUAUCUAACCAAUGAAACAUUAAUAAUAAGAUUUCAAAUACUUCAGUGCUUUAUAAAGAAGAUACAACUACUUUUGGUUGGAGCUAAUGCUUUAAAUACAUUAGGUCCAUUGGAUAUUGAUAAUCUUCAAUACAUUGAUGAGUUUUAUAUUAUACACUGGAAUAUAAAACUAAAUGACCAUUCAUUGUAUUACCUAACAGUAUCAGCAAUUGGUACAUAUGGAACUAGUAGCUCUAAUGUAACAGAAAUAAAUGCAUAUAAUGUAAAGGAUAUAAUAAUAGAGAGGAAUGAAGAUAUUGUCUGCUUUGUUUGUAUUACUGAAGUGCUUAAUGAAUGUCAAUUAAUAGCAUCAACAACAACACUGAUACCACAAUCAAUACAAACUAAUGGAACAUGUUAUUCAUUUACUGAUAAUGGAACAUACACUGUAUAUGCACAUGAUAUUGAGAAUGGAAUAAAGAUACUGACACCAGCAAUAGUUAUACAAUAUACAGUGGACUGGAUUAAACCAUCAGACACAGAGAACAUAUUAUCAAGUACAAAAGAGUUGAUAAUAUACCAAACAAGCAGUGAUGAAUCAAUACUUUCAAUGGAACCUAGUCUGACUACUUCAGCAAUGCUCACUACUGCUACUAACAAUAUUGACUAUCAAAGUCAAUCACAAAUCAUUGUUAUAAUACUGGGAGGUCUCCUUGGACUCACAACAUUUACUGUUCUCGUACUAUCACUGGCAAUGAUCGCAAUACUGAGGAAGAAAGGUAAAACAAACACUAUACCUCAAAUUCAAGAGGCUAAUGACAUUUCAAUCACUACAAAAGAGGAUCCAGUAUAUGAAAUGAUGAACAAUGACAUACCAUCACUUAAUACUAAUAACUACUAUGAAGCUGUUGCUAUCAGUAACACUGAUAACUCUAUGGUGUAUGAUGUCCCUGGAACAAAGCCUCAAGUUUCAUCUUACCCAUACAAAGUUGGACAUUUUAAAUGAUACUUUACUUAAUACACACGCUUACAAUA
This is a messenger RNA of Amphimedon queenslandica, 1961 nucleotides long. RefSeq lists its product as uncharacterized. NCBI's taxonomy places the organism in Eukaryota, Metazoa, Porifera, Demospongiae, Haplosclerida, Niphatidae. Gene Ontology annotation, biological process: cell-matrix adhesion. The transcript is spliced from 10 exons. Bases 1 to 1932 code for a protein of 643 amino acids. The record is from RefSeq and is a predicted model, not a curated record.